Hylaeus anthracinus is the source of this 2700-nucleotide messenger RNA. RefSeq names its product prolyl 4-hydroxylase subunit alpha-1 (gene PH4alphaEFB). Bases 363 to 2036 code for a protein of 557 amino acids. The record is from RefSeq and is a predicted model, not a curated record. Lineage: Eukaryota; Metazoa; Arthropoda; Insecta; Hymenoptera; Colletidae. Gene Ontology annotation, cellular component: endoplasmic reticulum. The transcript has 12 exons. Gene Ontology annotation, biological process: peptidyl-proline hydroxylation to 4-hydroxy-L-proline. Gene Ontology annotation, molecular function: L-ascorbic acid binding; iron ion binding; protein binding.
AAAAAGCAUUCUCCGCGCGUUUGACACUACUCGAAAAACUUGUUCAGGAACGUUCGGUAGACGAUAGAUGACUAGAGUUAAAGGUACUAUGCGAAGCGUGUGUAAAGAAAAGUGCGUCGAGUCUCUGUGGGAUGUUUAAAAACGGUGACGCAAGAUUGUGAUAAAUGUUAUCUUGGUCAAACGAUCUUGUGAACGUCGGCUCCAAGGAGUGUUACGGUUACCAUUGGUACGAUCAUACAUUGCGACGUGCAUCUUGGAGUGGAGCGUUUUCGUGGUACUUGGACUAGUCUUGGUUGAAAGGCGGAGGAUACCGUGAUUCCGUCUCGGCAGUUUCAUCCAUUCGAUUUCGAACUUGGACGAGGAUGAAGGCCAAAAGGAUGCUGACGAUCGUAGUCGCGAUUUUAAUAUCGGCGAGCACGAUCCCCAACAGCGCCGCGGAGCUCUACACCGCGUUGGCGGAUAUGGAGGAAUUGUUGGAAACGGAGGCGGUUCUCAUAGACACGCUCAACGGUUACAUCAAGGCUCAGGAACAGCGUCUGGCUACUCUCCGAAAAAACGUGGAGGAUUACGCGAGGGAACACGAGGAAGCCUCGAGAAACAUUCAACAGUACCUGUCGAAUCCAAUCAACGCUUAUCUACUGGUGAAAAGACUGACCACCGACUGGAAGCGGGUCGAGGAGCUGAUAACCCAGGACGUGGGCAAGUCUUUCGUCGCGAAUAUUACGAGCUCACGGAGCGACCUUAAAUUCCCAACCGACGAGGACCUUAACGGCGCUGCCGUCGCUUUGAUGAGGCUGCAGGACACCUACAAACUCGAAACUGCACAGGUCGCCAGGGGCGUUCUAAACGGAGUUCAAUACAGCACCGGAUUGACUGCCAGCGAUUGCUUCGAGCUGGGACGGCAAUCUUAUCACAACCGCGAUUACUAUCAUACGGUUCUCUGGAUGCAGGAAGCCAUGGAUCGGCUUCAGGAGGAACAAAACGCGACCACGACUUCGAAACCGGACAUAUUGGAGUACCUGGCGUUCUCGACGUACAUGCAAGGGAACGUAGCUCGGGCUUUAAGCAUGACGAACGAGCUUUUGGAGCUGGUACCAACUCACGAGAGGGCUUUGGGAAACCGAGCUUAUUACCAAAAGGAAAUUCAGAGCAAGGCGAGCCAGUCGAAGAAGAAACGCGGCGAAGACGGUCACGAUGAUACAGCGAUUCCCGAACAACACUUCACCGUAAACGAGGAAAAAGUGAAACCCUGGGAGGAGAUGACCGAAAGGGAAAGAUACGAAAUGCUGUGCCGCGGCGAGGUCUCGAUUCCACAGGAAAUGCAAAUGAAACUCAAGUGCCGGUACGUGGAUCGCGGGAUUCCAUUUCUAAAAAUCGCGCCGUUCAAAGAGGAGGAGGCGUAUCUGGAUCCGAGGAUAGUCGUUUAUCAUAACGUGAUAUACGACGACGAAAUCGAGACGAUCAAGAGAAUGGCGCAACCCAGGUUUAAGCGCGCCACAGUGCAGAAUUACAAAACCGGCGCUUUGGAGAUAGCCAAUUAUAGAAUUAGUAAAAGCGCGUGGCUACAGGAACACGAGCAUAAACACGUAGAGGCGGUGAGCAGACGCGUGGAAUUAAUGACCAGCAUGACGGUAGACACCGCCGAAGAAUUGCAAGUAGUCAACUACGGUAUCGGCGGUCACUACGAGCCGCACUUUGAUUUCGCAAGGAAAGAAGAAACGAACGCUUUCAAGAGUCUGGGAACUGGCAACCGUAUCGCUACAGUUUUGUAUUACAUGAGCGACGUGGAGCAAGGUGGCGGUACCGUUUUCACAGCCAUCAACAUUUCGUUGUGGCCCAAGAAAGGUAGCGCGGCAUUUUGGUACAACCUGAAACCUAACGGAGAAGGAGAUUUCAAGACCAGACACGCGGCUUGUCCGGUGCUCACUGGAUCCAAAUGGGUGGCAAACAAGUGGCUUCACGAAAGAGGUCAAGAAUUUUUGAGGCCUUGCACCCUCGAAAAUCAAGCAGCAGACGAGGCUGAUGUCAGACACUGAACCGAUACUCGACUCCGGAUCGACGACAUUAGGCAAAAUGAAGAAGAAAGAGAAACAUUUUUUUAAUUGCUGCUCGGCCAUUCAACAACAUUCAGACGAAAAACGAACAAAUCAUCUCUGCAUCGUUCCAAAAUACAUUAUAACGACGGAUCGGAAAAUUUGUCGAUAUGUCGCGCGAAUGUUGCAACAAUGAUUUUCGUUUAGACGUAAUAUCGAUGGUCUUCGAUACUUACAGAACACGAUAACUGCCAGCAUUUGUUACACGCGUUUAAAUCACUCGCGAGAAUCAUCGAUUCUCGAUGAGCCUAAACGCGCGAUCUUUCGAUUUCUUGUUUCGUUUUCUUAACCGGUCGUUUAACAAAGUAACGAGGCAGUUUCUGAAACGAUUCGCUCGGACUCUGCGUCACUCAUUAAAAAUUACUCUUAGAGAUAGGAUUUUUACAAAAGCACAGCGUUUAGGUGUAGCAUACGUUAGAAAUUAAAGCAAUAACGAAUUGCACGUUUGGGCCAGUCAGUUCAUUCUAGAAGUAGUAUCUUCGUGCUCGUUUACGUGAAACACGCGUGGACGUUGCAUAUCGAGCGCGAGAGCCGUGAUUAAUUGGCGUAAUUGAGGUCGCUCGAAAAAACAAAAAAAAAAAUAAAUAAAUAAAUAAAUAAAUAAAAA